Molecule: messenger RNA, 5051 nt
Organism: Ruditapes philippinarum (Manila clam)
Lineage: Eukaryota; Metazoa; Mollusca; Bivalvia; Venerida; Veneridae
Product: syntenin-1-like
Exons: 8
Coding region: 185-1090 (301 amino acids)
Cellular component (GO): plasma membrane; cytoplasm
Molecular function (GO): protein binding
Source: RefSeq, a predicted model, not a curated record
GACGUCACACAUACUGUUAAUGAAUGUGUCUUGAUAACAUUUAUUUGUCAUUUCGCAAGAUAGUAAACAUAAUAAAUAUCACAUUUUCAUAGGUAUAUUCAAAUUGAUAAAAUCUUUUGAAGCAGAAAUAACUAUUGUGUUAAAGAAAUAUUCAAGGUUACUAAAGUUUAAAAAAGAAAUAAACAUGUCUCUUUACCCAUCAUUAGAAGAUAUGAAGGUUGACCAGAUGGCUCAGGCCCAAAGGCAACAUGAGACAGCCCAAGCACCUAUAUCAUACCCAGGGCAGGCGCCACAACAGUACCCACCACCAGCAUAUCCUCAAAUGGCUUCAGCUGGUAGCUCUGGGAGCUUGUACCCAACAUUGGAUGAGUACAUGGGUCUCCAGUUAACUCCAGCUUUCAUCCAACAGAAUAUACCAGCCUCUGAUCAGCAAGUUGCUAUACCACAGACACGGCCCAGCAACAUGCAAGUAGCCCCUGUAAGUGGCAACAAUACAGGAAUCAUGAGAGCUGAAAUCAAGCAAGGAAUCAGAGAAAUUGUUGCUUGCAAAGAUGGUGAAGGGAAAAUUGGACUGCGUAUCAGACAUGUUAACAAUGGUUUGUUUGUGGCUCUGGUACAGCAGAACUCGCCAGCCGCUCUUGCAGGUCUCAGGUUUGGGGACCAAAUUUUACAGAUCAACGGCCAAAAUGUUGCUGGUUGGGAUACAGACAAGGCUCACAAGGUGCUUAAACAGGCUAGUGGAGACAGGAUUUCGUUUGCUGUUAGAGACAGACCAUUUGAAAGGACCAUCACAAUGCAGAAGGACAGUAAUGGUUACAUCGGGUUUGUGUUCAAGGAUGGUAAAAUCAAGUCUCUAGUGAAGGAUUCAUCCGCAGCAAGGAAUGGUGUGUUAACUGAGCAUCAGUUGAUUGAGGUCAACGGUCAGAAUGUUGUUGGUGUUAAGGAUAAGGUAAUCAGUGAGAUAAUGGAAGCAGGUGGACGUACUAUCACCAUCACAGUGAUGCCUUCAGUUAUAUAUGACCAUAUUGUCAAAUGUAUGGGUAACAGCAUUGUGAAAAAAUUCAUGGACCAUUCCAUACCAGAUCUGUAAAUGUUUGUGGUACAUUGAACUUGAAAUAUAACAGUCUUAGCACUGGUGGUAGACUUCUUUCCAUGUGAAUGUAAUGGAGAUAAUCUAAACCAACCUAAAACAUUAAUUAUCUCUCGACUAUCUACUGAAAGAAGUGUGUGUGAACCUCUUCUUUGAUUUAAGAUCUUUCUUGGUAUUGAUUUGAUUGCACUCUCUCUGAAUCAAAUCUGUUAUUGAAUUUAUAGUCAUUGUGUGGUUUGUAAUAGAUUCAGUAGAGAAAUAAAAAAAACAAACACAAGAACUAUCAGCAACAACACCAGAACUAUUUACAGCAACACAAGAACUAUUUACAGCAACACAAGAACUAUUAAACAAUUAGGUUUAAGUGAAGGAGACAAUUGAAUAACUACACUACACCUACAUGGAAUAAUAGAACUGCACACAAAAAGAAUGUAACUGAAAAUUUUUAAGAAAUAAUGCCCAAGUCCUAACCAACAAUAUUACAACCAAAAAAGAGAUCAGGAAAUGAAAUUUUAUUUUCUGAAAACUGCUUUGAUUGCAAACAUACAGGAAUACUUCCUGAUUGUAUAGCUACACUUGUUAUAGUGUAACACUUGUCCUUCCCUAAAUAACUCUAACACUAUCAGUUUCUGUACCAGGAUACACUUGCAUGUUACACAGAAUAUUAGAUCAAUAAGUUAGAUGUUGAAACCACUGAACAGAUCAAAUUGCAGAUAUAUUCAUCAUGAAUAUAUAUGAAGUUAUUGUAUAAUGAUAACCAAAACAGCUAACAGUGUAUUAGCAAAGAUAUUUUUUAUUAUCUUGUGAUAACACUUCAUUGUAUAUAUAUAAAUAAGUACCGAGUCAUUGUAAAUAAUAAAAAAAAUACAACAUUUUUUUUACUAGUAAAAUUUAAAUUGUUUAUCAUAUGAAAUGUUCCAUAAGUUAGAGAUGUCCCACUUAUCGGUUUAUUUAAUAUCAAACACACUUAAGAUAAAUCAUUGUGGUUUAAUAAUGAUAAUGUCAUGUGCCCCUGACUGUACUGGUUGGGGGUUUAUUUUUAGGACAAGGUGAGUAAUCUCCGUCAUGUGUUAUCAGGUGGAUAGAUUAAUUCUGUUUUAUGUCUGUCACUCCGUACUGAUAAAGCAAAAUAAUUUACCUGUACCGUAUUUACCGUAAAUAUGCCCUGGAGACGCAUAUGUCAAACUUACUCUAUAAGUAUAAGGGCAUAAUUGAAAUAAUUACAUUGAAUUGUUUAGUUCAUAGACUCAUAGUUGAUACACUUAUUAGGUAUGAAAUAUUUUUGUAGUGAACUAGAAUAAAAUUGUGUAUCCUGGUAGCAUAAUUUUGAAAUUUCAUUCAUUUUUCUCAUGAAAUUUCGUUACAUAAUUAAGUAAUUAAAAACUUCUUUGAUUUAUAAGAUGGCGUUACAUCUAUGUAUUCUAACAAGAUUGAACUUUUUUUUCUGAAGUUUCUUCUUGUGUAUUUUUAUAUGAUUGUGCUAUGUUGUUUUUUCUCUAUAUUUUUGCAUGUUUUGUAUUAAAAUUACAUUUUCGUUUUGUAUUUUAUCUUUGAUGUUAUUAUGUUUUGAUUAAAAAUCCAUAUUUUGAUGUAUUUUUGUUGAUUUGUAAAUUAAAGCAAAAAAAAAUGUUCAAAAUCCUGGGAAGGUGGUCAGUCAUAUUUAAGCCAAAACACUGCACUGGUUUGUUUGAAUUUAAAUGUGGCAUGCCUCCUAACAAGUUGAAUUAAUCCUCCAAAGAUCAUACUUGAAAAAAAAUAUAUUUAUAGUUUAAGAAAUUUAUAGGUAUUCACAAUAUGGGCGAAAUUUUGAAUGUUUUAAACAAAAUAUGAUAUAAUUUACUGUCUAUGUCACCAGAAUUCUACCCCAUAAUUCUAAUAAUGGAAUAAGGGAAAAUCGUUAAUAUUUGACCCUAAUUGUAGAUAAUUUCUUGGAAAAGUUAGUGUGUAAGGCUAGGUUAAGUCACUUAAUUUGAAUACUCGACAAUAUUUUUAUUCACUUGAAAUAAUUUACAACAUUUUCAUAAAACAUUAAGUCAAAUCUGGAAACAUGCUGCUUCAAACUGUUAUUUUUUAUGCUCAAGAAACUUAUGAAUUGAAAGACAAUUGUUUAGAUUUCUUGCUCAAUUUAAGAAAAUAUUUAGUAGAAAGGAAAAUUAUCAUCUAGUACUGGCAGUUUGGUAAACGUCUCUUAUAGUAAAUGAACUUGCCUCACCAGAAUUUAUUGUUAAUAAAAUGGAUUUAGCUCUAUAUUAGACAGUUACUCUUUGACUGUACUGGAAAGAGCAAAUGAAGGACAUUAUAGCCUCUUGUACAAGAUGUAAAGUUUGAUAGUUUAAACUAUUGAUAGUAAGUACUAUUGAUAGUACUCAUUAAGUCACUGUUAAAAAUGUUAAAUAUAUUUUUUUCCCUCCAUAUGAGUUAAUGACAAGGUUGUUUUUAUCUUAAACUUGAUUGGCCACCUUUCACUAGUUAUGUAUGUAUAUAAUCAUGUUUGGAGAAAAUGGGGACAUGCCAUGUAUGAAUGAAAAGGUCAAAUGCCAAAUGGCCUUGUUGUUUAAAAAAUUGUAACUUUAAAGGGACUCCACUGAGGUUUCUUGACAUGGCAUUACUGGAAAUAAAUUGCCUUAAUUAAUAUUCCAAAUGAAAUAGAUCUAGACCAAUAAUUUAUGUGCAACAUUACAGCUCCUUUUCUCACUCUGUUUAUCCAGAAUAUUAUUUCAUUAUUCAUAUCGUGAAAAAUGACCCAAUUGAAAAGCGAUACAUAAAUCCAGCUAAUAUUAGCACUAAGGUACAAUUUUCAAUGUAUGUCUAAGUAUAAUUCUUUAUUUUCUUUUGAAUAUCUUUCUGUUUAAGUGACCCAGUUGAUCUAUGUAAGAAAUUCAAACUAUCUGUUAUUAGGCUUUUGAACCUCAGUGGAAUUCCUUAAAACCCUAAGGAAGAUAGAAAAGGGUAGAUAGGGAAUAAUUUCUAUUGUCAAUGUUCGACAGGAGAUUUUCUAGAUGAAGAAAAACAUGUGUGAAGAAAAGUAGUCAGUUACCAUGAGGAAACCCCAUUUCUUCUUAUCCAUCAUUUAUUUAAAGUCUCUGUGAUCAUUGAACAGUGUGCACACAAAUUUACUUUCAUCUGAGCUUAAUGCAAAGGUCACAUUUUAAGUGAUUGUAACCACAUGCUGUAUAUUGCUUAAAAGUUAAUUAUAUUGUUAACAGUAUACUAAAUGCUUAUAAAGCCACCUUAGUGCAGUAAUAGGUUAAUUAAGUCCUAAAUUAAAUAGGAGUUAACCAGUUAUUGCACUAAGGUGACAAUAUGACUUCUGCUGCAAUUUAAUUGUAAAAUUUCAUCUAUUGAAACAAAUAUAUGAUGUUUAAAUGAACAGUUUUCAUAUAAUACUGUACAAAUUCAACAAAAACUAUACUUAUUUAUCAAAAAAAAUCAAAAAAAUCUGUUAACUUGUUUUCCUGGAUCUGUGUUUUCUCUUCUUUGACAUUAAAAUCAAUGCUAGUACUAGUACUGUUUUCAUGUAAUUAUCAUAAAAUAUUUAUCGUAUUAUUGAAUUUUUGAUGAUCACUUUGAGCAAUGUAACAUUUGUAUAGUGCCGUUAAGGGAAUUUAAGUGUGAGCUUAAUUGAUUAGAUAAAUAUAUACUAGUAUGAUGCCGUGUCAAUGCAGUGUCAGUUCACAGAAAUGUCAAGGACACCAAGCAAUGCCCUUCAAUGCAAAAUGUCAAGGACACCAAGCAAUGCCCUUCAAUGCAAAAUGUCAAGGACACCAAGCAAUGCCCUUUCAAUGCAAAAUAGAGGGAAUAUUUUCUUACACUUUCCAACCACUGUUUUGUAUAGGAGUAAAACAAUACACCAUUGUUUGUUGGGUCUUUUUAUCAUGUUAUGUAAAGUUGAUACUGUUCAUGUAUGUUACAGUUUGUACACAUCUGUUCAUUCUUGUAGAUUAAAUUAAUAUUUGAAAUA